AUGGACACCACGCUGCCGCAGACCAUCGUCAGCAACCUCGCCAGCUACGCAAGCUACCUCAACGUGACGUCCGCGCACCUCUUGGACCUCUCGACUGCAUCGCCCGAUGAGGUCCCGCUCCGGUACGGCGUCUUUGCGACGCUGGUUGUCCUCGGCCUCCUCCUCGGCACGCGCGGGCACCAAGUGCCGCGGCUCCUCAUUGGCGCGCUCAUGAUUCCGGUGGGCCUUGCUGGCCGCCCGGUGGAGCUCCUCGGGUGCUCGGAGCUGGUCUGCGUCGAGAGCCUCGGGUUUGGCCUUCUCGUCGGUGCACUCUUUGCCGCGCGACCGGCCUGGGCCAUCCGCCUCGUGUACUGGGCCGUCAUGGCGCGGACGUUUGGCCGCGUCCUUGGUGGCUUGCCGCACAAGGAGCUGAUUGCACCGGGCGUGGCACUCAUUGUUGCGACCCUCGUGCUCGAGUUUAAGGACUCGACCGUGCGCGCCGUGGCGAUGGUGCUCUCUUCGAUCCUCGGCGCCCUCCUUGUCGUGAGCGUCUCGACGGUCGUCAUCGGUCCCGUGACGCUCGUUGUCUACGGCGUCAUGGCCAUGUGGUUCUACCGCAUCCAGCGUGAGCACAUCGCCAAGCUCACGCCCAAGUCCAAGCAAGACUAG
Molecule: messenger RNA, 648 nt
Organism: Saprolegnia parasitica CBS 223.65
Lineage: Eukaryota; Oomycota; Saprolegniomycetes; Saprolegniales; Saprolegniaceae
Exons: 1
Coding region: 1-648 (215 amino acids)
Source: RefSeq, a predicted model, not a curated record